Huiozyma naganishii CBS 8797 is the source of this 1290-nucleotide messenger RNA. It is a transcript of the gene MAC1, whose product is annotated as Mac1p. Gene Ontology annotation, molecular function: DNA-binding transcription factor activity, RNA polymerase II-specific; RNA polymerase II cis-regulatory region sequence-specific DNA binding; copper ion binding. Gene Ontology annotation, biological process: intracellular iron ion homeostasis; intracellular copper ion homeostasis; positive regulation of transcription by RNA polymerase II. Gene Ontology annotation, cellular component: nucleus. The record is from RefSeq and is a predicted model, not a curated record. The transcript has a single exon. Lineage: Eukaryota; Fungi; Ascomycota; Saccharomycetes; Saccharomycetales; Saccharomycetaceae. Bases 1 to 1290 code for a protein of 429 amino acids.
AUGAUCAUAUACAACGGGGACAAGUACGCGUGUGUGUCGUGCAUCCGUGGGCACCGGUCGAGCCAGUGCCGGCACACAGCGCGGAUGCUCGUGAAGGUGCGUACGCGCGGACGGCCGUCGCCUAUCGACAUCAGGGACUGCAUCAUGGUCGACGUGACGUCGCGGGUCGGUGGGAAGCACGGUGGUCUUGGUUGUGGCGGUGGCGUCGAGGGAUCUGGGGACUCUCUAGGAUCUGGGGACCUCGGUGGGUCUCCCUUGGGGAAUGACGACCGGCCCUGUUGCGAGCGGAUGGAAGCGCAGCCUGUCAUCUACAUUCGUGCGAAGCAGACGCAGAAGGCGAUGAUUGUCGAUGGGAAACUCCAGAUCAUCGUCAAUGGUGCCGCACAGGACGAUGUGUCGCCCUCUGAAUUGUCUGACGUCGCUUACGUCUCGGAGACGGAAUUCCUCAGACAGCACUCCGCGCCCACAAGCUCCAGCAACAUCGCAAAUACGGGGAGGCCCGGUAACAAGUGCUGCGAUCCGUACCAUAUAGUGGACGGCCCAAACCUCGCAGAGAUGCGGUCGUUCACGCACUUGCUCGACGGUAAUGGUCCCACUGACGGGUCUUCCCCACUUAGCGCACUGCAGACACCAGACAGCGUAGAAGCUGCGGUCCCCCGGGUCUUGCAAUCAGGGCAGCCCAAGCGCGAACACAGCUUCGACGAAGAACCGCUGAAGUCCGGCGGGCUCGUGGAGCACAGAGAGGACAAGAACGUCGACGUGUACACGCACCGGGGGAUAUACCUCAGCUCCGAGUGCUCCUGUGAGGACGACUCGUGCGUCUGCAUCAACUGCCUCAUACACAGGAACGAGGAGGAGCUCUCCAUGUACAUACGACAGAGCGGUGUACCAUUGACGAACUUGUCCGAACUGACCAAGACGACCAAGAUGGACGAGAUCGCCAGUUGUUCAGGGCCCGGGUGCAAGUGUUCACCAAUAGAAUGCGACUGCGCAAGGUGUGCGGUGCACCCGACAGAACUGUUCCCCUUCGAAAGGUUCUACUACAGAGGGUUGCUCAAUGUCACUCUCAAGAGGAAGACCGUCAUACAGUUCCAGGGGAAACUCGUCCCCUCGCGGUUCUGGUGGCAGUUCCUCACGGUCGAGGUGCCCGAGAUGGCGGACGACAAGAGGGACUCGCUCAACUUACACAACUGGUUCGAGAAACUGUUACACAAGCAUCACUCGGAACUCCUCAGCGCAGACUCGGACUGGUUCCUGCUUAACGACCUGGAAGGGUUCUAUGUAAUAUGA